UGCUGUUUCGCACCUUCUCCCAGUAUCUAGUUGUGCAUGCUUUAGUAUUUAUAAGGCUGAGUAUAUGUGCGUAUAGUAUAUAUGCGUUUCUGUCCGUAACGGGUUUGUUUAGAGAGUAAGGUGAUCUCGCCCAAGGAGUCACGGCAUAAACGCUGGCUUCUUGGCCUAUAAAUAGCUGGGCAGUCCGUCUUCCAUGGCACAACAGCUUCUGCUUCCCCGGAAGAAAGAAAGAAGCUCUCCUCUCUCCAUCGAUACAACAAGAUCGAGAUGAUGCCUGCAAUGGGAAAGGAUAUACACUUCGGAUCAUCAAUUGGUGGCGCUGGUGGCACGAACACUGCUAAUGGUGGUAAUGGUGGCAAUAUUGGUGCUCCUGCCUCGCGGGCCGACUCUUGCGCCAAGCCGCAGCAGGAGCUACCAUCUCUGACACAUCAGUAUGCGGAACAAUACGUGUAUGCAUACCCAGCACCACCGGCAUACGGCGGCCCUCCAAAGCCCCCGCCGGCGUAUCGCUAUGGCUAUGGGUAUGGUGGAGGUGGUUCUGGUGGGUACAGCUACGGCUACGGCUACCCCGAGCCCGAUGGUAUUUGGGAUGAACCUGCUGGGGCAUACGGCGGCGGCAGAUACCACCCACCACAGCCGCCGUAUUAUCAUGGCGGCGGUCGUGGUGGGUACCCUUCUCCUCAGUUUGGUCGUGGAGCUGGUGCUGGUAGCUAUAGCUACUACGGCGGUGGCGGUGGCGGUGGGGGCGGAUAUCCUCCCA
Molecule: messenger RNA, 760 nt
Organism: Triticum aestivum (bread wheat)
Lineage: Eukaryota; Viridiplantae; Streptophyta; Magnoliopsida; Poales; Poaceae
Product: glycine-rich cell wall structural protein
Exons: 2
Source: RefSeq, a predicted model, not a curated record